Polychytrium aggregatum is the source of this 1128-nucleotide messenger RNA. Its product is annotated as Lactonase, 7-bladed beta-propeller-domain-containing protein. NCBI's taxonomy places the organism in Eukaryota, Fungi, Chytridiomycota, Chytridiomycetes, Polychytriales. Gene Ontology annotation, molecular function: protein binding; 6-phosphogluconolactonase activity. The coding region runs from base 1 to 1128 and encodes 375 amino acids. The record is from RefSeq and is a predicted model, not a curated record. The transcript has 2 exons.
AUGAUCCGCUCCCAAGAUCCUCUCGGCCGCUUCCUCUUUGUCGGCACCGGCGGGAAACACAUCUAUGUGUACAAACUGGAAGACCUCGACCACCCCGAAUCGCACACGCUGAUCCAAGCCAUUCCCUCGGAGGUCCCCAGCUUCGUCACCCUCCAUCCGUCCAAACGCUUCCUCUAUGCCUGCAACGAGCUUGAAACCGCCCCAACCGGCUCCGUCUCGGCCUUCUCCGUCGAUGCCGAGUCAGGCCGGCUAACCUGGAUCAGCACGGUCCCGACCAAGGCUCCAGGCCCCUGCCAUGCUCAGGUGCAUCCGUCGGGCGAGUUCCUGGGCUCGGCCAACUAUCACGGCGUCUCGUCGACCAUCUUCGCCAUCGACCCAAAGUCCGGCGCUCUGAGCCCCACCGACAUUGUCGUCCACACCUAUACCGGCAAGGGUCCUCAUCCCGAUCGCCAGGAGUGCUCGCAUCCGCACCAAUUCCACUGGAACGCCGACGGCUCGCUUGCCUACGUUGCCGAUCUGGGCCUCGACCGCAUCCACAUCCACCCCUUCUCGCCCGAGUCACAUCACCGCCGUGCUGCCUCUGCUGCUGCUGCUACUGCUGCUGGACAUACCCAAGACUCGGUCGUCGAUCUGGCGGUGGACGCUAUCCCGGCCCACGCCCCUGGUUCGGGCCCGCGAGUCAUGGCCUUCCACCCAGCCUCGGAUUGGGUCUACCUGAUCACGGAGCUGGACUCGCACAUCCACGCCUAUUCGAUCGACCCGUCCUCGAACGGCUGGACCUUGAUCCAGUCGCUGCCUCUCUCGGCAUCCAACCAAAUCGGCGCCUCGGGGAUCGAGGUCUCGGCGGACGGUCGCUACGUAUUUGCGUCGAUGCGCGCGGACGAGAACACUCUGUCGGUGUUCCGGAUCGACCCCGAUACGGGCCUCCUGACCCAGACUUGCCGCACCAGCACCCUGGGCGAAAUUCCUCGUCACUUUGCCCUCGUCGAUGACCGCUGGCUUGUUGUUGCCAACCAGAUCUCGAAGGAAAUCCGUGUCUUCCGUUUCGACCGCGACUCGGAGACGCUGGUCAGCGUCGGAGCGAUCGAGAAUGUCCCCGAGUGUCCCCAGAGCAUUGCAUUCCUGUGA